Molecule: messenger RNA, 1688 nt
Organism: Schistocerca americana (American grasshopper)
Lineage: Eukaryota; Metazoa; Arthropoda; Insecta; Orthoptera; Acrididae
Product: myrosinase 1-like
Exons: 11
Coding region: 34-1572 (512 amino acids)
Biological process (GO): carbohydrate metabolic process
Molecular function (GO): beta-glucosidase activity
Source: RefSeq, a predicted model, not a curated record
GGAACUGUAGCGCUCAGUCACAAGGCAGACAUCAUGUUAUCCAAAGGAGUAGUGUCGCUGCUAACUGCAUGCCUGGCCUUGGUGGCAGGAAGCGCGCUGGGGGCAGCGACAGCUGGCACCCACCGCCGCCACCUCCGCCUCCCACGUGCGGGGGCCGUCAACCAGUUCCCUGACGGCUUCAUGCUGGGGGCAGCCACGGCCUCCUACCAGAUCGAGGGCGGCUGGGACGCCGACGGCAAGGGGGAGAAUAUAUGGGAUCGGAUGUUUCACGAACAUCCGGAGUAUGGCACCAACGGCGACAACGGGGAUGUGGCCUGCGACUCGUACCACAAGUACGCGGAAGACGUACAGGCUCUGAAGAAUUUGAAUGCAAAUGUGUAUCGUUUCUCUAUUUCUUGGGCUCGAAUUUUGCCAAAUGGCGAUACAGAUGUGAUUAAUCAGGCAGGUCUCGAUUACUACAACAGCCUCAUCGAUCUGCUGCUGGAAAAUGGGAUCCAACCGCUGGUGACGAUGUACCACUGGGAUCUUCCUCAAGCGCUGCAGUACAUUGGUGGAUGGCCAAAUCCAAUUCUGGCAGACUACUUCGUCGAGUACGCAAGAGUGCUCUUCGAGAACUUCGGCGAUAGGGUGAAAUUCUGGAUAACUUUCAACGAGCCUGCAGCGGUAGUGAGCGGCUACGCGUCCGUUGGGCGGGCAGCACCCAGUCUACCGGCUCCUGGCAUCGGAGACUACUUGGCCGCCCACACCAUCAUCAAGGCGCAUGCGCGGGUCUACCAUUUGUACCAGGAGCAGUACAAGGCGUCGCAGCAAGGUUACGUCGGCAUCACACUGAAUAGUGCUUGGAACGAACCAGCCACCAACUCAACUGAAGACAUCGAAGCAGCAGAACGUGCUCGUCAAUUCGAGGUUGGAAUCUACGCGCACCCCAUCUUCAGUGAGGAGGGUGACUACCCUUCGGUGAUGCGGCAGAGGGUGGACGCCAAUAGUGCAGCAGAGGGAAGACCACGCUCCCGGCUGCCCUCCUUCACCAGUGAGGAAGUCGCUUACAUCAGGGGGACGUCGGAUUUCUUCGGCGUCAAUCAUUAUUCUUCGGUACUGUCGACGUCAGGUGAGACUGGAACCAUUCCAUCUAAGGAACACGACGCUGGCGUCAUCAGCUACAGCUUUGACUCUUAUCCUCAAGCGGCGAGUAGCUGGCUGCAGGUAAUCCCAUGGGGAUUCCGUAAACUUCUGAACUGGAUUGCUGCUGAGUACCCGGAAUACCCCAUAAUCGUGACAGAGAACGGCUACUCGGACUGGGGCGAACUGGAUGACAAAAAUCGUACGGACUACUACACGAGCUACUUAGCAGAAAUGCUUAAAGCAAUCAACACUGAUGGCAACAACGUGAUUGGCUACACGGCUUGGAGUCUCCUUGAUAACCUCGAGUGGACUGAUGGCUUUGCCAUAAAAUUCGGCCUCUAUCAGGUCGACUUCAACGAUCCCGAAAGGCCCAGGACGGCGAAGGAUUCGGUGCAGACAAUGGCUCAGAUAUACGCUAGCAAAGAAUUGCCUAUAGAAUACUUCGAGUGAUAACACCUUUCAUGGUUUAUGUAGAAAGACAUCUUUGUCCAGCAAUAAUGAAUAAUGCAUAUACGGUUUUCUUCUAUAUGUGACUACAAACAUUACAUAUUUUCAACAUAAAACAA